This is a messenger RNA of Penicillium salamii, 1335 nucleotides long. Lineage: Eukaryota; Fungi; Ascomycota; Eurotiomycetes; Eurotiales; Aspergillaceae. The record is from the annotation of a GenBank genome assembly.
AUGGCUGCUAACCUCGGGAAAAGUGCCCUGGCUGAUGUACACCAGGAGGGACUCGACCAGCUUCUCUCUGAAUUGGCCGACUACUACCCUGGGUCUGAUCACGAUGUGUAUUCCUUGGGGAUCCCAGUGCUGGACUCAUUACUAGAGGUGUUCGCACCUAAGACAUCUCACAAUCGAAGCCGUAGAGCUUCUGACCAGGACCAACUGAGAGAUUACCAAGCUGCUGCAUACGAAGAAAUGCUCAUGCAGGUCGAGACUGAAGAUGAUAACUCUUACGGACCAAAUGUCAUGCAUGCGCAAGAUGAUACCGGCCCUGUCGAUGCCUUAUUUCCGGAACCUGAUGAGGCUCAGAAACGUCCAAUCCCAAUUUUGGAAGUUUCAAGCUGUCUCUCUUCCUCGGGGAAGUCGCAGCUGCUGUACUAUCUAAGUGCUAUUGCCAUUCUGCCUCGAGCAUACGGUGGCAUCCCAGUCGGUGGCCAUGAAGCGGCGGUCGUUUUCAUAGAUACGGAUGACCGGUUCGAUGCUGAACGACUACGCGUUGUAGCCCGGAGAAUCAUGCAGGAGCGUAUGGCAAGACUGUCAUCCAUUUCUGAAGAACAGUCAGCUGGACUACCAACUGACUGUGAUAUGGACGCAUUGAUUGUUUCAUCACUCCGGCAUGUCCAUGUCUUCCGUCCUCAGUCCUCAAUCGCUUUGCUGGCCACCCUGCACUCUCUUGGGCCCUACCUCUUUGAUCUAUCGCGGCACCAGUCCGCCUCGCGUCCUUUGCAGAUGAUUGCCAUUGACAGUAUCACCGCAUUCAUCUGGCAAGAUCGGCUCCGAGACGAAGUAGCCCGCACGGAGGAAAUCGGGCGUUCUCGAGAAGAGGUUGAUAGUGAGCGUGAGCAGAAACGCAGAUUCUGUUUGCCGAUUCUAUACGAUGAACUGGCCAAGCAAUUGAAGCAACUCCAAGGUCAAUUCCACUGUGCGAUAGUGUACACGUCAGUGGUUUCGGGGGGUCGACCUGCUGCUGAUCAAGAUGAGCCUCAGUCUCGAUUCUCGACGUUGAAACCAGCUCUCCCCGCACCCUGGGGUAAAUUGCCGACUUUGCGUUUGAUUGUGCAUAGAUCCACUGUCCGUCCUUUCCCGCCUAGUAUGACACCUCUUGCAGCAGCCAAGGAUGCCCCUUCCCGACAAAGCGUGGUUCACCAAGGCAAAAUUUCCGCUUGGGUGAAUGAAUGGGACCGUGACGGUUGGCCUCGUCGGAUAGUGGAAGCUGUCGAGGCAAGCAACGGGGGAAGUUUCUCCUUCUUUGUGCGUGAAACAGGGGUUGAGUUUAGCGAUCCUGCGGAUUGA